Mesocricetus auratus (golden hamster) is the source of this 1183-nucleotide messenger RNA. RefSeq names its product chromosome unknown C2orf80 homolog (gene CUNH2orf80). The transcript has 9 exons. The record is from RefSeq and is a predicted model, not a curated record. Bases 27 to 734 code for a protein of 235 amino acids. Lineage: Eukaryota; Metazoa; Chordata; Mammalia; Rodentia; Cricetidae.
CUUUGAGCAGCAGCUCAAGUCUUCCAAUGCUCAAGCUUGCCUGCAGAUACCCAAAAGAACGGAAGUGCUGCCAUCAGCCUCCAGUUGGUGGAGCGCAAGCUACAGAUAACCUGCGCAGCGCCAGCCUUCCGCCUUCCGUCAUGGAAAAGAGGCUUGUAAAGCAGGAGGUGAGAAGGCUGCUGGGAGAGUAUAUUGGCAUCAGACUUCGGGAAAAUGAAUUUGAUCCAAAAGGAAGAGGUCAACUCAGCUUUCUAGAUGAGAUGGCCCACUAUGACUUAGCCAUCAGUGUUGCUUGUCAGUGGCUACAUCCCUCAGAAGACUUAACUUGGCUCCAAUGGGAGAAACUGAAAGUGCCACUUCAUGGCAGACCAGUGUAUCCAAACAGAAGACAGAGAGAAGCAGUGAUCUUAUCAUCUUACGCUGGAGUCUUAAUGAACAGUAUCCCAAUUGAGGAAGUCCUUAAAAUUUAUGGGGCCUCUUCUUCUGCCAAUCCUGAUUCUACCAAGGUCUCCCAGGCUCUGUUGCCCCGCCGCUCUCUGCACCCUUUUGCAAUGUUGACAGCACCCAACGCAGCAGAGUGCAACCACAGACAGAGUGUCAAGUUGAGGAGAGGAGCAAUGACUAAACAAGCCUCCAGCAGCUCUACAAAGAAAGCAAUGGUUCAGAAUGGCAAUCUGGCAAAAGGUGCUCACACACACAGCUCAAGAACAAAGUCGCUUAGAAAUGAUCACUAGUGUCAUGGAUGUGUAACAGCCUCUGGGAGCAGACAGGAAGCUUUGCCUUAGAGCUGCACUUGUCACCAGAUCACUCUCUCCCUGCAGAUAGCUAUUGCUGUCAAUGACAUUGACCAUCAUGUUUCCCCUUGAGCCUUUUCCUCUUGGAAGCAUAUUGCACAUAUAUUUUGGCAAAAGGAAAAAAUGUCUAUAUCCUAUGCUACUUCAUUAUACACCUGGAAGACUGCUGGAGCAUUCGAAGGGGGUUCACUGUUUCUGGAUAGGGUGAGACAGUCUGAUUUUGAUACAUUUUUUAGCAAAUGUGUAGCAUUAAAUAUUGUACAGAAUCAUGGAGAAAGAGGUGGUUUUCCAAAGUUUAAACCCCAAAUAAAAUUGAUUUCUCAUUAGCAUACUCUGAAAUAGAAAAAAAUGUAAACUCAUUCCAUUUCAAUAAAGUUUGAAAAGAGAAA